Molecule: messenger RNA, 661 nt
Organism: Macrosteles quadrilineatus (aster leafhopper)
Lineage: Eukaryota; Metazoa; Arthropoda; Insecta; Hemiptera; Cicadellidae
Exons: 3
Coding region: 54-290 (78 amino acids)
Source: RefSeq, a predicted model, not a curated record
UUCCCUCCAGUCGUCGCCACCGCCACCCUGUCAGACAGUUCCCGCCCGGCGUCAUGGCCAGGCCGCCGGGGCAUCAGCUGGCAUUUUGUCUAUCGAUAUUUGUGUUGGUGAUGAUUUUGAACUCUUGCGAGUCCCUUCAACCGAGAGCCCCCAACUUCCAAUACUUUGAAAGGCCGAAGUACAGGUACCCCUAUUACGAUGAGAACGGCAAGGGGAAGCUACUGUACGGCUACGGUGGUUCAGAUCUCUAUCAGUACAAGUCCUACUCUCCUCUCGAGGGGAUACACUAACUUCCCUUAGCACAUAGAGUAUAAACUUCACUAUCAUUAGAGCAUAGAGUAAGGUGAGCCAGGUGGAAACAUGUUACCAAGUUGAACAAUCAGUUGUAUCACUAAUCCAGUCUGGAAUGCACUACUUUUUUUAUGCUGUAGUUUUUCACUAUAAUUCCUAUGCAUAUUUGUCCCACUGUAAUAUAAUACUCUUACUGACUAACCCUUGACAAAUAAUAGUUCAAUACUUGACACCAACCAUAUAUAGAAUGUAGUCUGUACGGAAUCUGUAUGUUUAAUUUAGAUUUAAUCAUAAUUUUCAAGCAGUACAAAUAUUUCCAUUUUAGUUAAACACUGUUUAGUAGUAUAUUCUAUACUUUAAAUGUGUAUGG